CUCCCUCCCUAUCUCUUUGCGAAUGGCGAGUGGUCUCUGCCUCCACCGCCACCUGCUCUGCAUACACUCACCCAAGGCCAAUUGUUCAUCGUACAAAUUCGAAGCGCUCAUCAGAAGCCCUAAUUGCUCGGCUCGUCUUAGAACCGUGCCCAAAUCGUCACCUCGGAAGCACGCUAGCUCGUCUCUGGAGAGUGAAAGUCCGCCCCGAGAGCCAAAGUCUGCACGUUCUCGUGCUCCGGUCGACCCGGACCCGCCACCCACUUCGUCUCUUUCACAUUCGUUUUCUUCUCUUGCUCACCGUCUAAGAGAUGGGCUCAAGUUUGAUGAACUGGGGCUGGAGAUAUUGACAAUUGCAUUGCCUGCUGCAUUGGCUUUGGCCGCUGACCCGAUUGCGUCGUUGGUUGACACAGCCUUUGUUGGCCAUUUAGGAUCGGUUGAGUUGGCGGCUGUUGGGGUAUCUGUUUCAGUUUUCAAUUUGGUGUCAAAGUUGUUUAAUGUUCCAUUGCUCAACAUCACAACGUCCUAUGUUGCUGAAGAGCAGGCAUUGGUUAGUCAAGCCGCUGAAGAUUCCACUCAUAUUGACAAUGAUGGCAUGGGCGAGCACGAUGGCAAGAAACUCCUUCCCUCAGUAUCAACUUCUUUAGCACUUGCUGCUGGUGUUGGCAUUGCUGAAGCUGUUGCGCUCUCUUUCGGCUCUGGUUUCUUAAUGAAUGUUAUGGGUAUACCUGUUGACUCACCAAUGCGAGUGCCAGCUGAGCAUUUUCUUACCCUGAGGGCCUUUGGUGCUCCACCAAUUGUAAUUGCACUUGCUGCACAAGGCACUUUUCGUGGAUUUAUGGACACAAAGACACCUCUUUAUGCCAUUGGUGCUGGAAACUUGCUCAAUGCGAUAUUGGAUGUAAUAUUGAUUUUUCUUUUUGGUCUUGGCAUUGGUGGUGCUGCAAUUGCUACUGUGAUUUCUGAGUAUUUAAUUGCUUUUAUUCUUCUCUGGAAAUUGAAUAAAAAAAUAUUGCUUAUUUCUCCAAACAUUGAUGGGAGAAGAGUUUCCAGCUAUCUAAAAUCCGGUGGGCUUCUUAUUGGGAGGACCCUGGCUGUUCUUGUAACCAUGACACUGGCAACGUCCAUGGCAGCUAGAGAGGGUCCUAUACCUAUGGCAGGUCAUCAGAUCUGUGUACAAGUUUGGUUGGCAGUGUCCUUGCUGACUGAUGCUUUAGCACUUUCUGGUCAGGCUCUUCUUGCCAGGGGUUACUCCCAAGGAAAUUAUGAACAAGCACGUCAGGUGGUUCACAGAGUUCUCCAGAUUGGCUUAGCAACUGGAAUUGCAUUGGCUGUUAUUUUAUUUCUUGGGUUUGGGGCAUUUUCUAGCUUGUUCAGCACGGACUUGGAAGUUCUGAACAUUGCCUGGUCUGGUAUUCUGUUUGUAGCUGGAUCACAGCCAAUGAAUGCUUUAGCAUUUGUUGUUGAUGGGCUCUACUAUGGGGUUUCAGACUUUGGAUAUGCUGCCUACUCUAUGGUGCUCGUUGGAUUGAUCUCUUCAAUCUUCCUACUUGCUGCUGCUCCAGUAUUUGGUCUUGCUGGAGUUUGGAUGGGGUUGUAUCUCUUCAUGGUCUUGCGCGUAGGAGCUGGAAUUUGGAGGUUGAGCUCGAAAAGUGGACCAUGGAAAAUGGUAUGGUCCAAGAUGAAGCAAGAAACUGACUGAGCUGUGAUCAAGUUCUGCGUCCCAAAAUUUCUGCCUUCUGGUUUGGAUGUUGAGUGCCAUCAUUAUCAUGAGAUGUGACACCGACGCUUAUCCUAAUUUUCAAGCCCAUCAAACAACCUUUUACCAGUGCCUUGGUCACAAAAAAGAAAAAAAAUAGUUUCAAGAUGCUGAAAGAGGUGUACUUUUAUUGAGGGUACAAGGAUUGAUUAAUCAGAGUUACUGGAUAUAAGUCUAGUUAGUUUGAUAAGGAGAUAGGCAGGAUGUCUUAUUGAGGGUUUCAAGGCUGAGAUGUCAUCCCCUUCCGGCUUCAUUGGGUUCUUAUGUCUAUCACGACUUUGGUAUUUUCUCAGAGCUUUCCUUACUGUCGAUCCUGAUUGGUUUGACCCAUUUGUAACAGCCAUGUCAAUUACAAAGUGUAUAUACGAAUCAUACAAUUACAAAGUGAUCAGUACAUAAAGAACAAUACCCAUUAACGAUUGACAUA
Corylus avellana is the source of this 2183-nucleotide messenger RNA. RefSeq names its product MATE efflux family protein. Gene Ontology annotation, cellular component: membrane. Lineage: Eukaryota; Viridiplantae; Streptophyta; Magnoliopsida; Fagales; Betulaceae. Gene Ontology annotation, molecular function: antiporter activity; xenobiotic transmembrane transporter activity. Gene Ontology annotation, biological process: transmembrane transport. The record is from RefSeq and is a predicted model, not a curated record.